Molecule: messenger RNA, 6233 nt
Organism: Microbotryum saponariae
Lineage: Eukaryota; Fungi; Basidiomycota; Microbotryomycetes; Microbotryales; Microbotryaceae
Source: the annotation of a GenBank genome assembly
AUGGAGACCGGCGAGACCGGCCCACCCCCACCAUCGGCGUCCGCGGCGACGAGCGUCCCGAUUGGGACAAAGGAGACGCAAGUCCCUAUCGCCGCCGCGACCUACGCCACCGCCGCGAUUCAAAAGACCAAGCAGACUCCCGAGCAGCAGACCCAACAACAACACCGUGCCAAGGCUUUGACCCAAAUGUUCGAAGUCAUGGGUGCUGUACCGGGCAAUCGCACCGACCGGUGGUUGCAAGCCACCUUCGCCACCGACGAGUACCCUGUCGCUACCGCUACAUCGCUCAAGUAUUCGGCUCUCAACGCCAAUCGAUCCAUUCGAAACAUCUUCGACUUUGCUCUCGACGUCACUUUGACCGUCCAAGGCGCCUCGAAGGCCUCUCCCGCGGACAAGGCCGAUCUGCUCGGUUGCGUCACGAGACUGCUCUCCCCGCAAUCGCCCCUGUGCUUCGACGCCGAGGUCACCCUUCCCGAGCACCUUGCGGCGUUUGCGCCCCAGAUUAGGGGUAUCCAACACUCGUCUUUCGUCAGGGCCGGUGUGGUCAACCACCGUAUCUCCGUGGGAUUCGUUUCGGCGAAGGCACGUGACUCGGCGCUUACGGCCCCACUGGCGCUUACUUGGCACUCUGCAAAGGCUCACUUCGCAAAGGCCCACCACUUCUACCACAACAUGGUCGAGCUGCGUAUCAACGUCGGUGUCGCAGCGGUCCCAUCCAGGGAUGCCAUUGUUGACUCUUUUAAAUCAAUUGUCACCAAAAUCACAGCCAAGGGACACCGUUGCGAGCUGGUACAAGUCUUGCGCGUGAUCCACGUCGAUAACGACUCGGCCUAUGCGCACUUGGCCGGCGAGUUUUCGGCCUUUAUCCGCUUCGACGACGACGCCCUUUUCAAAGCCCCUAACAACACGCUGAAGGAGCUCCUACCGUCGAAGGUCUCUCUAGCCACUAGAGGCAACAUGCAUACGGCGGUUCGUCACGACUACGAACGAGAAGCGGCCUGUGCUCGGUGCCACUUUGUGGGGCAUGUGGAGACCUGCGCGCUGGAACAGGAGAGGAGGCAGAAGGAAGCGAACAACAACACCGGAAGGCACAACAAGUACCACAACAACCCAACCAACACCAACAACAACAACAACGACACCACCAACACCAACAACACCGACAACGACGCUUCCGAGGUUGUGGCCCCUAGCCGCGCCCUCGGAACCGACCAACUCGAAUCGCGGAACCGAUUUGCGGGGCUCGAGGUCGAAGGAGGACAGGAGGAUGACGUCGAGGAGGAGGAUGCAGGAAAGGAGGGCGAGGAAAAGGAGCAGGUCGAAGAAGGAGACGAGGAUACGGGCGCCAAGGCGGACGACGAGGAUUCGGACUCGGAUGGGAACGCCGGAGCGGGCAUCGACAAGGCGGGAGGCGACGACAAGGACGACGACAAGGACGAACAGGACGACAGCUCGGAGGGAAGCGAACAAAGGGAGGACGAAGGAAACGAUGGGGAUGACGUGAUGAAAGAUGGAGCAGAGGAGGAGGACGAAGGGACGGAGACGGAGGUGGAAGAAGAGGUCGAGCAGGAACAGGGGGUACAGGACGACAGCAUCAUGAUCAUCGACGACGACCAAACGACGAUCACCACGGUUUCCCGCGAGUCGACUCCUCGGAGUCCCUCGUGGCCUCCACUAUCUCCUGAGACGUUGGCAAAGUCGCUGCGCGAGGGUGCGGAGUGGGACCGAGCUAACGCCGAAGCUGCUGCACGUGUCCAAGCAGAAAAGGAGGCGAUCAUCAACGCCCAACUCGACGCGGAGGAACCGCUCGUUCGCCACCAAUUUGCAGAGUGGGGUCAGGAAGAUGGACAACUGCGAUUCAUCAACAUUCGUGGCACCGGCUCCGGGUCGAACAAGAAGAUGAAGAGGUCGCAAACGGUGGCCGAUCUCAGCGAUCCGAGCGACGACCCGGUCGAUAUCAAGCGCGUUCUGAACAGGGUUAAAGGUCGAGCAGGAAAGGAGGUAGCGGGUCAGGGGAAGAGGGUGACGAGGUCGAUGUCGGCGGCGGCGGCGAUGCAGGUCGAGGGGGCCAAGGCGAAAGCGGAGAAGGGUAAAGGGGUGGAGGAGGAGAAGCGCUGGUCCGACCACGAGCCCGAGGAUGACAUUCUCCCCGAAUUCCCACUCUUUGAGGACGACACUACCGCCAAGAGCACGUCUACAUCGUCUACCCAAUAAUGAUCAAGCACACCAUCACCAGCUGGAACGUGAGGAGGUGCAUGGGGAUCCCGGAAAAGCGACGCAACAUUUACACCUAUUUAUCAACAUUCAAAGCAUCCGCCAUUCUACUACAAGAACACUUCAUCAAACCGGAACUCUGGCAAUGUAUCAAGGACGAGUACGAGGGCAAGGUCUUCAUCAGCAAACACUGUCUGACUCUGAUCCCCGCCGACUCGCCCCUGAUCGACGCCGAGAUUUUGCGCACCCACUCGGCACUCGACGGACGAAUCCUGGUCACCUCCUUUCGACUUCGAGGCGACAUCCGGAUACUCGAGAUCAACAACAUUUACGCACCAGUCGAUACAAAACAACGACUCACAUUCUUUGACAAACUACAUUUCCACAGGACGCAGAGCACCCACCUUCGACUCCUCGGCGGCGAUCUCAACGACUGCCCGCUGCCGGCGAUCGAUCGGCGGAACCAAGGUCGGCACGGCCAUCACUGGCCGAUCCUGAUCGGCAAGCUCGACUCGCCCUACACCGACUGCAUACGAUUCAAACACCCGCUCACACCAUCUUUCACUCGACCCAACAUCGUCCGCAAGCGACCAAAGUCCUUUUCACGACUUGACUACUUCCUUCUGCAGCGCACCCACCAAAAGCGACUCGUCCAAGCCUCGACGAUCUACGACCACCCCAAGGACCUUUCGGAUCACCGACCGGUCUCGAUCGUCCUAGUUCUCUCGGACGAGCGAGGAGACGCGGCUCAACCCAACAACAGUUUACCAACGACAUCAAACCAAUUACAUCGUAUCAACGCGGCGACCUUCAAGACGGCGGAGUUCCAGGGGAUGUUGGAAGGAUGGUUGGAAGGAGCGAGUGGGGAGGAACCGGUGGGGGAGCUCGAGGUGGUGCUGGGGAACUGCGCGAAGGAGGGUCGGGAGCUGGCGAGGAGGGAGCAUCGGGAGCGGGUGGAGCGGAUGGCGGUCUUGGUGGGAAGGGUGCAGGAUCUGGAGGCGUUGCCGGUGAUGGGGGACGAGGAGACGGCCGAAUGGACGCGGACGACGGAGGAACUUAGGCGAGCGGUCAACGAGCGCGCGCGCCAACUUCGGAUCCGAGCCCACGUACCCGAAAUCGCUACCGAGGAACGACUGUCGCGGCCGGUCCACGCCAAGCUCGCGGCACGGAGUUCGGAUUCCAAGAUCACAGCACUGCGAUUGCCCAACGGAGAGCUGACACAUGACAUUGACGUCGCGCUUGACCACACACAGGCGCACUUUCAGCGCCUCUACGAUCUCGAGCCGCGCGAUCGGGACCACGUCGAGCGACUUAGGGACGAUUUCUUGGCGCCGAUCAGGUCGGCGCGCACUUGCGACGACCCGAGCUCGGACCCGCUCUUUCUGCGACGACUCUCGGAAGCGCACAUCGAGCUGCUGCAGCAACCCAUCACCGAGGACGAGGUCGUAGCCGCAAUCGCAACAACACACCCCGGUCGAUCGCCGGGUCCAUCUGGCGUGCCCUACGAGCUCUAUCACACAGCGCCGCGGGCGUGGGCCAAGGCGCUGAGCAGGGCCUUCAACGCGAUGACCGAGCGCGGCUCGCUUUCACCGAAGCAGGGGCAAGGACUCGCUCGCCUGCUCUUCAAGCACCACAAGAUCGGGGCCGAUCGCGCCGAGCUCUCGUCGUACCGGCCCAUCACCUUGCGCGAGUGCGACUACAAGCUCUUCACCAAGGUCUACGUUGCGCGACUCAACCACGUGCUGCCGGACCUGCUCCCACCGCAACAGCACGGCUUCGUCAAGGGCCGCCGAUCGGCGGACGCGUCAUUCCACCUGCGACUCUUGAUCGAGGAGCUGGGCGCGCGCGGCACCGAGUUCCCUGACGCGGCGCUCUUGUCUCUUGACCAAUCGUCGGCUUACGACCUCGUCGAGCACGAAUGGAUCUUCGCCAUCUUCGACGCUCUCGGCGCUCCUGCCGCCUUCCAACGCGUUCUGAGGAUGCUCUACUCGGGUGACUCAACCACGGCGCGAUAUAUCAUCAACGGCUUCUUGACUCCGCCGGUGCGGCUGACGUGUGGGCUCGGCCAAGGGGACCCGGCGUCGUCGUCGGUCUGGGAUGUCGUGUUCCAGCCGUUCCUGGAUGCUCUGCACCGUCGAGGCAUCGCGCUGAACCUCUCGCUUCCUACCAUUCACCCCUACCCACAGAGCCGCGCCAUUACAUCCCUUGCGUUUGCCGAUGACGUCGUCGUCGCCGUCGCGGGCUCGGAGUCACUCAACUUGCUCGACGACCUGGCGCUCGACUGGAGGCUCGCAACCAAUGGCCGGCUCAACACCGACAAGACCGUCGUACUACCCAUCGGGUGUCGCUGGGAGGCUGGCGAUCGUCCGCUCGUCGUCAAGGCCGAGGGCGAGUCGCUCGAGUGGAUCGGCCUAUCUUUCGACCCCACCGGCAACACCGAACUCGCCAACGUGAAUCUCGUCGCACGGCUCGAAGCGGUGCUCGAUUCGGCACGGGACCGAGGGCUCACACACCACACCCGAGCGUUCUACGUCAACCGAUACGCCAUUCCCAAGAUUCUGCACAUCCUCUCCGCCGACAUCCCACCGCUCGAGGUCGUCAAGGAGCUUGAUCGCAUUCUCGCCGACUUUGUCCGCGGCGGCAAGAGGAGGUCGUGCUAUGGCAAGGACGUCGUCUUCACACCGAGGUUCAAGGGGGGUCUUGGGGUCAUGCGGAUGCAGGACGUCGUCGACUCGGUUGCGGCACGCGUCUGGGACGUGCUUCUUGGCGGUUCGGAUGCGAUCUGGCAGGGACUUGCGCGCGCGGCGAUUGUACGAGCCCAUCCCGCCCCCGACUUUGACUUGGCAACCGAUGCGUGGCCUUGCGACUACACUCCGAUCCGAACCGAUCUACACCCAAGAUGGCAGGCCGUGCUGAAGGUACCAUCGACGCACAAUGCGCAAGUCAAGCCGAGGACGUUGACGCUCGCGAACCUUCUCGCUCUUCCGAUCAAGUUGCACACCCUUCACUACCUACCGGGAGCACCAGCUGUGUCGCGACCACCCUACGACGCCGACUAUGCUGCGUUUGCCAUUUACGCCAAGGUAGCGGACCUGUUUCGACGCGAGCUGUACCCGGGCGGGGGCUUUCAUCUCUGGACGCCGCCGACGGAUGUGGUCGUCAGCAACAGCGAAUACGAUCAACGGGGCCGCCCACAACGAGAGCACAUCGUGGCAUGGUACCGACAUGCGAUCAAUCGAUUGAGGUUCACACCAAUAGCUCAACCGGUGGCGGCAGUACGAAUCAACGGGCCUCCCCGAGUCCGCCCCACCACGCCGCUCGAGUCGAUCCUGCCCCAUCCGAUCGACCCGCCGCAGCGCUUUCCGAGACCGGCUCUCCCAGACCAAUCAACACAAUACAACUUGCUCAGCAUGGAUCGGCCAUACACCAUCCGUCGCGUCCGCCGAGUCUUGAAUGCAAAGGCCUUCACCGACACGAUCGGUUUCAGGGACUCGCUGCAGCCCGACGAUCUCAAGGGAUUCUGGAAGGGGUUCAACUCGAAGGCAUUGACGGCGAGGGAACGCGAGGUGUGGUUCAAGCUCGUCAGGAACUUCACCCCGACUCGGAGUCUGCAGUUUCAUCAAAAGCACGACGACUCGCCCGCGUGCCUCGUCUGUGGAGCGCCCAAGGACGAUCGGGAGCACUACUUCUUCGACUGCGUUGACUCUAGGAACGUUUGGAUCGCGGCAAGGGGCGUGCUCUGCGACGCACUGGGGCUCGACACGAUCGACAACACGCAUUACACGGCCGUUCAACGCAUGUUCGGACUUCCGAAGCUCAAGGCCAGUCUGCGCGAUCAGGAAGGAGCGGGGAGGACGAUCGAAAUAUUCACCGGGCUGGUCUUGGAGAUGAUCAGCAGCGGGAGGUGGGGGACGCAGAAGUGGGGGACGAGGCUGGAGGGUGUUGGGAGGAGGAGGAUCAUCUUGGAGGAGAGGUUGAAGCUGAGGGCGGGAGGAGCUUGGGGGAGGAGAGGGCAGUAG